CGCAGCGCAGGUUUGCGGACGUGGCGGCGGCGCACCGUCCGGAGGGCGGGGACUUAGGCGGCCCCGGCGGGUCGAACUGCGCGGAACGGAGACUGGGUCAUGAACUCCUCGACGUCGGCGGCGCCCGCAGUGGCCCUGGUACCCGUGCCCUCGCUGCGUGUUCCCUGCUAACCGGCCAGGUGAAGAUGGCGGCGCGAGGUGCGGUGCGCGGGUCCGGGCCGGCGGGGUUGGAUGCAGCUUCGGGUUCCGCGCGAGAUUUUAACGUUAUGGCAGGGAGGCAUCAGAAUCGCAGUUUUCCUCUCCCUGGAGUACAGUCUCCUGGUCAAAUACACGCUUUUGGAAAUUGUACAGACAGUGACACUUUGGACGAGGAUGCUGAAGUGUAUGAGCUUCGACCCAGAGGCAAAGAGAAAAUCCGAAGAAGUACAUCGAGAGAUAGACUUGAUGACAUUAUCCUACUAACAAAAGACAUACAGGAAGGAGACACUUUAAAUGCAAUAGCCCUUCAGUACUGUUGUACGGUAGCAGAUAUCAAGAGAGUUAACAAUCUCAUCAGCGAUCAAGACUUUUUUGCCCUCAGAGCUAUCAAAAUUCCAGUUAAAAAGUUCAGCUCAUUGACUGAAUCACUUUAUCCUCCAAAAGUAAGACAGGCUUCACGUCCCUCACCUGUUCACUAUGCUCCAGAACAACAGGAAAUUCUGCCAGCAAAUGACUGUCUGUCUUCCAGUGAGUCAGCUGGUAGCUUUUUAAAAGAAGUGGAUCGAGACAUAGAACAAAUAGUCAAGUGUACAGACAGCAAGAAGGAGAACCUGAAUGAGGUGGUGUCUGCCUUGAGCACGCAACAAAGCCGUUUUGAACCCGAUAACAAAAACACAAAACGUAAGGAUCCCUAUUACGGAGCAGAUUGGGGAAUAGGGUGGUGGACAGCUGUAGUGAUAAUGUUGAUAGUAGGUAUAAUAACACCAGUAUUUUAUUUGCUGUACUAUGAAAUUUUAGCGAAAGUGGACGUUAGUCACCAUUCAACGGUGGACUCUUCACAUUUGCAUUCAGGAAUUACACCCCCAUUGCAGCACAAAGACAUGCAAAAUGGCGUUGCUCCCACCAAAGGAAUCCAUGUUGGCCACCAAGAUGGCCGCAGACUGUAUAGGGAUUAUCAGCCAGCUGCUGCUCCACACAAAACGUAGUAGUUAGCCCAUCACACUGCACCUGGCAUGUGGUGACUCACUCAUAUUCAGGAACCACUGCAAAGGCAGAAUGUAAGGUGACUGAAGAUGCUUUUUGUUUUACCUAAAAAUUUUGAGCAUUUAUAAGUGGAUUAUGUAUAAAAUCCCUACAGUUGCUGGUUGUUCAAGUAAAGAGCACCCAAUCAAUAAGUCUGUUAUACCAGUGCUUAAAGGAAAAAAGGAAUUUAACUGUGUGUUUAGGAAGUUGUCGGAAGAUGAGUUAUUUUUCUUACUCAAGACUAGCUGUUUAAAUUUGAUCUUUUGAGUAAUUAUUUUUUAAGGUUAUGUUACAUUUCAGAAGCAGAAUGAUGGUAUCAGAUGUCUAUAACUGAAGAAAAUUUACUACUGUGAACCAACAAAUUACUUAGUUGCAAAAAUGUUUGAUUCUAAAAUUAUUUGAUAGCCAGUACUUAACAUUCCUUUCUGAAUCUUGCAUUAGAAAACACAUUUGGCACCUAUGCUAGGAAACAGAAACAUGUUUAAUUCUGAAAGAGGCUAAGAAAUAGAUUUUUAAGCCACCAAGAUAAUGUGGUACAGUUGAAAAUUUGAUACUUGAUCACUAGAACACUGGAGUAGGUUAAAGCUAAAAUUUUUUCUCUCUUAAAGAAUGCUUUAAGACAGAUCCGUUAACCUCACCUCUGCUUCUGUUUUUAAUUGAUAUUUGAAAGCACUUUGUAGUUCGUUGGUGAAGUGUUACAGUACAAAUUAGCAUUAUUUAGAAAUACAACUCCUUACAUACUGUGAUGUCACUGCUGUUACCUAUAGUAACAUGCCUUAAUUACAUUUAAUGCCUUAUAAUACGCUUUAUGUAAGUUGAUACAAGUUUUAGAAUUGAAGUAGAAUUUCAGAUGGUCCAGUUGGAUGCAUAAGCUAUGUAAAUUCCACCCUCCCUUCAGUUGCAGAAAAUCGUUAAGUAAAAACAAGAGUUAAGAGGCAUUUUCUACUAAUAACAGAGAAAGAAUGCUUUACUUGUGGAUCCCUUAACCUCGUUUUUCAGAGAAAAUGUCCAGCCAAGACCCGCGCCCCCCCCCAACUCUAAUGUCAGGUUGGGGAACACUGGCCAGAGGUGUACGGAUUGGGUGAAAGGGCAUGGCGGCACCACCUUCUAAGAUCUGCCGUGCAGCAGCCACAGUGUGGCUGACAUGUAUUUGCAUACUGAGUUCCACCUUUCACUUUUGUUAAAGUAUCUUUUUAAACUGUAACUAAAAUAAUUCCAUAGAAGCAAGAUUUGGUGGAGUCUGGAUUGGUUAUUUUGUGUAAAAUAUUCACUUUCAGGUAUAUAAUGGCACUGCAUUUUCUGGACAUUUCAGAUAUAUAAUAGCACCGCAUUUUCUGAACAUUUCAGAUAUAUAAUAGCACCGCAUUUUCUGGACAUUGCUUCCCAGUCUUUAAUGUUUUUGAUCAGUCAUUUUAGAUCUCAGACUUCUAUCUUGAUGAAACUGUAGUAGUGUGAAUAAAUAUUUAGGGUAAGGGUUUUAUAUAUUUUGAGGAAAAAAGCAUCAUAAAGAGGUAAGUCAAACAUCUAAAGGCUUGCACAUAUCAGAGCCUUGCAUUUUCUUCCAAAAGUGUUUAGGGAAGUUGCAGUGAAUUAAUUGUUUCAGGAAGUCUUUUAGCUGAGUAUUUUGUAAUUAUUUUAGUGUGCCUUGGGCAUCUUGGAAAGAGGAAUGAUCUUUUAAUUUAUGCUCAAUGCUAACUAGACCAGUUUACAUUGUUUUUAAGCCUGCUGAAAAAUCCAGCUUUAGAGUAGACCAUGCAGACUACUUCAGGGCAGAACAAGCCAGAUGUCCUCUGAAUACUCUUACACAUCGAACUGGUGAAAUUAAAUUCACUGAUUCCUUUGUUAGUUUUACAAUGAAAUUGUGAUGGAGGGGUCCAAUUCAAGUACGGUCCUGUGUACUUAUUAAAACUCUUUUCUGUCUUGCAGAGUAUCCUUUUUGAAGGAAAUACAACAUAUAUCCUGAUGAUACACAAUCAGGCAAUUGCUUUUUUCUAUGUAUUUCAAUUAUAUAUAUUUAAAGAAUUUGAACUAUAUGUAAUUCUAUAUACAGGUUAUAUAGAGCAUUAGUUUAAUCUUUGUUUUUAAAAAUUUCUUAAAAUAUUUCAUGAAAUUCAGAAUUUUAGCUUUUUAAAAAUACUGAUAUACAUUAAAUUUGUAGCAAAUGCAAAUUGUUGUAUAGAUAAUAUAAGCACAAGUACUGUUUGAUAAUUCUGAAUUUUGUGUUGAAGACCUUAUUUGAAUUUAUUUUGAGGCUUUACAUUUGUGUUUGUCUGCGCAUUUAAAGUAAUGGAACUGUGAAUCAUUGUACUGUGGUUCACUUAGAAAUUCGUAGUAGUAAAUGAAGAAAAAUUUCAUAGUUUUUAGGGUUUUUUUUUGUAAUGUCCGAGUGACAUGGUUAAAUUUUGAACUAAAGAUUGGCCAUUUAAAUGAAACAUUUUGGCUGUUCACUGUAACGUGGUCUGCUGGCCACGUGAACAAUUAGAAGCCUAGUGUCAUGUCCAACUGUCUUCAGAGGACUUGACUUUUAAAGCUUUUUGCCUGGACUCUACCUGCUUGUUCAGCGGCCUUAAAAAGUCCUUUUCAUUGAACCACUAUUUAAUAAUUGAUUCUUUCUUAAAGAUCUACUUCUAGUUGGAAAUAUGAAGGAUGUGUUAAAAAUAUGAAGCAAAGACCCAUCCCAUCAAAGUGUUACAGGGCAAAGUUGGAGGUGUUUAAUUGCUCUGUGGUGCUGAGACUUGAACCCAGGGCCUGCUGUAUGGUAGGCAAGUGCUCUACCACUGAUCCGCAUCCCCAGCCCAAGGUGGAAUUCUUAAGUCUAUACUUAAAUAUGGUGCAUUAUGACAGAAAUCAUUGUUAUUUUCAAUUACAACAAUGUUGCUCAGGAAAUCAGUAUUUUUCUUCUAAGUAUGUGCAUAUUGCACUGUUACAUCAUAGAAAUAUCUGAAUGCUUUAUUUAAUUUCAUGUAUGCAAACUAAGUCUUUUGUAUAAUGUGUUUCGUAUAAUUGGGAAAUGUAAUACUAGAAUAUUAUGUUAGCAUGUAUCUGUAAAACUUUUAAAAAAUGUUUUGCCCUUCAUAUUUUAAAAGAUCUGAAAAUGUAAUAAAGUUUCUAUUUUAUUAUUCAAUCUAAAGUGGCAAGCUGG
Molecule: messenger RNA, 4363 nt
Organism: Chinchilla lanigera (long-tailed chinchilla)
Lineage: Eukaryota; Metazoa; Chordata; Mammalia; Rodentia; Chinchillidae
Gene: Lysmd3
Product: LysM, putative peptidoglycan-binding, domain containing 3
Exons: 3
Coding region: 186-1184 (332 amino acids)
Biological process (GO): Golgi organization
Cellular component (GO): Golgi apparatus
Source: RefSeq, a predicted model, not a curated record